Messenger RNA from Porites lobata, 2720 nucleotides. Lineage: Eukaryota; Metazoa; Cnidaria; Anthozoa; Scleractinia; Poritidae. The record is from the annotation of a GenBank genome assembly.
AUGUUAGGGCUGUGGUGGUUGAUGAAGCACAUUGCAUCAUUGAGUGGUAAAUUAUGAUUAUCAUUACUUUUUGUUGUUGUUUUUCUCUGUUUGAUCAUUUUGUUAAUACUUUUAAGGUUAUAAGCUUCCUUCAUGUUAGGGCUAAAAAUGGCCCCUACACCUAUUGUUAAGUUCCUGUUUCCUAGACUCAAAUUUUUGGGUUACAUGAUCACUUUUGUCACCUCACACCAGAGAGGAUUUAACAUAAACUUAGUUUUGUAGUCAGUCAACCUUAGUUGCUGCUUUAUGAAGAUUUCACAAAGUUUAUGAAUUCAAUGUUCUCACACCGGGAUCCAACUUUACAAUGAAACUCAAAGUUUACUAUGUGUAUUUACUUUGCAAGGACACAGUGAGCUGUUUCUAUUCUUAUCAUUGCGGUAAUGAUAUUUAUUGCCUUAUGCAAUGUACAUGCUAGGUCAACUAAAUAAAAAGGUUUUAUUAUGUCCAAAAGCAGUUAUCUUGGUAUUUCAAUUGCUUCUGAUCGGUGCAUUGAUCAAAUCACUAAAAAACUAAUAGUCAUAGACCUGUUGUGCUUGUAGACUUUGUUUUCUCAAUGUGUAAAAUUUUGAUGCUCUCAAGAGGUAUCAUGUGAUGGGUUUUCUUAAAUUUAAUGCCCAUCUUUAAAAUUUGAAAGAAACAGUUCGGUUCUCCAAGUAUGAUCAAAUGACUUAUAUUAAGGCAACAAAGCACACAAGCAAAGAAGUCUUUCGAAGGUACAAAUAACUGUUUGGGUUCAUUUAAGUAGCAACUCGAUACUUAUCUUCACCAUUUGUUUUCCAGUGCAUAUCUGUGGCCAGUUCAAAUUGAAUGUCAUUCAUUUGUAGUGCAACUGUGUGUCCUCCUUUCACACUAGUAUGAAUCUCUAACUUCCCCAAGUAUUCCAUUACCAUGUUGUUUAACAGCGACAGUGAAUGUUUGAAACACACUAUAAUCUAACUUUAAGUUAAUGACCCAAGUCCAUGACAGAAAGCUUGUGGGAAAUUAAAGUAAAAAUUAUGUUCAAAGCAAUAUGACUGGGAAUUCUAAAAUAAUUUGUUGUCCAAAACUUUAAAAAAUAUGUCACUCUUAGAGCUGCUAAAUUCCUGGAUGAUGCCAUUUUGCUGACCUUGAGCAGCUUGCAUUAAUAUUGGCAUGAAUGUUAUGUGAUAAAUAUUAUUUUAUUGAUGUUAAGCAGGCUAAAAAAAAUAUUUUCAGUUACAUCACAUACUAAUGACAGAAAAGUGAACCUUGAACCUUUAAGUCCCAAUAAUGACCUCCAAUCAAGCAGAGGCCAAGAGUGGCUAAGCUUCUUGAUAUUUCAGCAACCUCUGUAUAGCACUCUAGGAAAAAUGUACACCUAAGAGCAGUUAAGGGAAAUUUCAUCACUGGGGCUUAAAGGGUGAAAAGCCAAUAUAACUACAUGGCCAUAUUGUUACUAAUAACAAAGUUAUUGCAGCCUUUUUCUUCUUAAUUCGACCCUACUAUAACGGCUUAGUUACUUGAAAAUCCCCUUUCAUGUAGUCAUUAUCCGUAAUUCCUGUGGCCAAAUUCUCUUAUUCUAGUGGCAAGUAUAACAGCAGUUGAGUGUAUCACUACAGCAUUUUUACUUCGUGUUUUAUUGUUUAGGGGGCAUACCUUCAGAGAAGACUAUAGAAAACUAGGAACACUUUCCUCAGUAUUCCCCACAGCUAAGAUUGUUGCCAUGACAGCAACAGCAACAAAGGAAUAUCAAACAAGCAUUAUGAAAUGUCUGAACAUGAAAGAUCCCAAACUUGUAAUUACAAAUCCUGACAGGCCUAAUAUUUUUAUGAAGUACAGCAAAGGCCAUCCUAUCUUAAACAAAGUAACAUUAAGCAGUUUGAAGAAAUUCUUUCACCCAUAGCAGAUGAACUCGUUAUUGCCAAUAUUAAAAUGCCUGUUACUAUUAUUUACUCAUCAUUAGAAAUGUGUGGAGUUGGGUAUGCCUUUUUGGAGAGAAAGCUUGGGGAUCACCAGUUCUACCCUAUUGGGGCUCCCCAAAUUCCUCAAAACAGGCUUUUUGCUCAAUUUCACUCGCCACAGGCAGACAAAAUGAAAUUUCAGAGUCAUGCAAACAGAGAGUAAUAUUUGCUACAGUGGCAUUUGGCAUGGGGGUCGCCUCUUCUUGUGUUGAAAGGAUAAUCCAUUUUGGUGUGCCCCGAACUAUGGACAGUGGGUUAGCUGGAAGAGAUGGGAGACCUGCCACAUCAACUCUUUACUUCAACAACAAUGAUAUUGGUGCAAAUGUUGAAGGAAUGCAACCUAUUAUGAGAGAUUACUGUGAAAACCCUCAAAAUGUCUGCAGAAGAAAAAUUGUGCUUAGCCACUUUGGUUUUGGCAUUCCAAGUCUUCGAGACAAACACAGCUGCUGUAACAUAUGUCGAACUGACUGUGAGUGCUCUGAAUGUGUUGAGCUACAUCAAGAUGUUUUGGCCGUUGAAAACAUUCACAUCCCUGAUAAUGAAUUUCUUUUGUCUGGAAAACAGGUGGAAGAUAUAAAAUCAGAGCUUAUAAAAUACAAAGAAGAAAUUGAGACCAGCGAUAACUAUUUGAAUUUAAGUAUGUGUUCAGGAUUAACAAUGACAGUAACUGAUGAUGUUUGUUCAACACUUCAAGAACUCUGUUCUCUUGACAGAAUUAUGGAAAAACUACCGGUUUGGAGAAAAGAACAUGCAGAAAAGAUU